AUUGAUAAACAAUGCUAGGAAACUUAGAAAUGAAAGAUACAAAUUGGGAAGAAGAGUUCGACUCAGUCCAUAUAUCCAAACAAGACUUGAAUAAAAUUGUCAUGAACUAUUUAUUAGUCGAAGGGUACAAAUCAGCAGCUGAAAAGUUUAACCAGGAAGCAGGAAUGGCUACUUCUCCAGAUGACCCUCACAACAUGAGUGGACUCUCGGGCUACAGUCUUAUUGAAGAGAGAAGAUCCAUCAGAAUACUUAUUCAGGAGGGAAAGAUUGUACAAGCAGUGGAAAUGAUUAAUGACAUUAACCCUGAAAUUCUAGACAAUGACGAAGAACUUUAUUGAAUGAUGUGCAAGCAGAGGUUGCUAGAAUUAAUAAAAGAGAAUAAAGUUAAGGAAGCCAUUAAGUUCUCUCAAGGAUCUUUAGCAGAAAAAGCCAAAGAAAACCCAUGGCUGUUAGACCAAUUAGAAGAAGUGAUGUCUCUCCUUGCCUACAAAGAUAUCAAGGACUCCCCGAUGAAGCACUUAAUAGAUAUUUCUCAAAGGCAGAAACUAGCCUCAGAUGUCAACAAGGCUAUCUUAAAGAGCCAAUGCGUACCAUCAGAAGUAAAACUUCCGUUUUUCCUAAAAAUGCUGGCCUGGAGCGAAGAAAAAAUAAGCGAUCCAGAGUACCCAAAGAUUAACUUUGACCAGAAGUAAAC
This is a messenger RNA of Moneuplotes crassus, 694 nucleotides long. NCBI's taxonomy places the organism in Eukaryota, Ciliophora, Spirotrichea, Euplotida, Euplotidae. The record is from the annotation of a GenBank genome assembly.